AGUGCCCAGGACAUCCGCGUCCAUGUCAUUUCCUAGCAACGGGGACGCGUUGCCAAGAGCCAGAGAAUUCCUGCAUGGCAGCACCCGACCCUCACUGCCUCUCGGCUGCUGUUCAGAAACACCUGCAGCGUCUGGCCCUGCAGGACUUCCCCUGCGGCCUGGGCAGCUGGGCUCCUCAGGGCAGGAGGACGAGAGGCCACUGGGUGAGGAGAGCCCUGAAGCGCUGCUGGAGCUGCUGAGUGACCCACGCAGCCCCUGGGCUCUGCCACCAGGAUGCAGCGCCCAGGACCAGCACCUGCGGGAUGUGGCAGUGCUGGAUCCCCAGCUCACCCAAGGCUCCCGUGUCUUUAAGCUCUUCAGGUCCCUGCGGAUCACUGGCAAGGAUGUAGAAGAAGUCGAUAAGGAUCUGUUGCAGUUACAGAACCUAGAAGAGCUCAUACUCUGUACCAACCAGAUCAGCAGGAUCACCUCGGCCAACCUGCCUCGAACACUGAAGGUCCUGGAGCUCUGUUGCAACGCCGUGUCUGAUCUGCAGGGCCUGUGUGCUCAGCCUCCUCCAGAGCUACAGCACUUAGGGCUGGGAUACAACAGGCUGCAGGGCCCUUUGCAGGACAAGUGCUUCACUGCAGAAUUAUGGCCAAAUCUCAUCUCACUUGACCUGAGUUUUAAUAACCUAACGGAUCUGUUUGGGCUGGUCUCCCAGCUGUCCAGUCUGAAGAAGCUCCGCAUCCUGCUGCUCCAAGGGAACCCACUGGCUCUCAUUCCUGCUUACAGAGGCUUUGUUGUGGACAGCCUGCCCAAGCUUUCCUUCUUUGAUGACAUCCACAUAGAGCUUGAUGAGAGGUACCAGUUCCGUGGCUUAUCAAAGCAGCCAGAGGUGAUGAAAAAUGAAGCACGAGUGGUAGUCAGCAUUGGGGAAAUGAAGGGAGUUCCUGAUCCCAGCACGCUCCAGGAGCUGGAGAUUGGCUCUGAGGAACCAGUGAUCACCUACAGCUACUGCGUGACCUACGAGUUUGCAGGAGAGGAGACCGAGGAUGGUGGCACUGAGGUAGAAAAUCUUCAGAAUCCUGCGGUGGCCACUCCAGACUUGGACAACUCUGCACAGGAUGUGAAGGAAACAAAGGGCCAGGAGGAGUGUGCUGCCACAGAGGACCCUGCUGCACAUACUGCAAAGGUGUUUGUCACCCCUGGAGAGCCCUGGGCAGACACAAUUGACUGCAACUACAGGAAAGAGCACAUCGCCAAGGAUUUACUGGGGCUGAAGGACUACCUGCGAGCUGGGACGGUCGUCUCGGUGGUGGAGGAGAAGGUGCUCUGGUGGCCAGUCAGUGAUGACACAGAGGAAACUGCAGUAGAAAGUGGAAAAGAAAAAAAGGAAAAACAGGGGACAAAGAAGGGCAGCAACAAGGGUGCUGGGACCAAGGACAAGCAGAAGAAAAAGAAGAAGGAGAAGCCACGUGAACUUCGCAGUGACCCACCCAUUCGGAGGAUCCUGGGCUCUCAGAGGGUGGCCUUGGAGACCUUGUUGGCCACUGAGACUCUGGUGGCAACUGUGUGUGACUUUGGGGUCCUCAUCACUGAGCAGCUGCAGCAGUCACCGAGUCAGGAGGAGAAGCUGGACAAGAAAAAAAGCAAAGACAAGAGCAAAAGAACAAAAGCAAAGAAGGAAAGCCAGAAAGCCACAGAGCCUGCCAAAGCACCAUCACACCUGUACAGGAUCAGGAGGAAUUUUGAGAAGGAUGAGAUGGCCGAGAGCGAUACUGAGAAGUCACUUGUGGGUCAAGGAGAGCUACCUGAAAAAAUUAAACCCCUUGAAUCAUCAUUGUGCUGGUUCCCCAUCAGUGUGCUGGUUCCCCAUUGCUGUGCUGGUUCCCAUCACGCAGUGCUCAUUUGCAAUACGUGCUCAGAUUGCAGCUGAAGUAGUGAGAUCCUGUCAUGCAACCAGUGCUUUUUUCUUCUGUUCCACAUGAGUGCCUGUGCUCAGUGUGCAUGCAGCAGCCCUUCCUUCUAGCUUGAGGAACAAACCCUGUCUGUUGGGGGUUGCAUGGCUGGCGCUGAGAGCACAGAGAGCAGCUGCUGAUACAGGAAACACCGAGUGAUCAGAUUCAGGUUAAUUUGGAGUCGCAGUGCCCUGGUGCAGGCUGGGGAUGGCCACUGAGUGCAUUUUGUCAGUGCCACACGAUCAGUUGCACCCACAGCUCAGUAUCCCAGUGCUGACAGCACCCUGUGGCAGUGAGCUCUGCAGUGACUCAUGCAUCACAGGCACACUCCAACCACAAGGCUGUGGGGGCAGGUGGGCUUCUCGGUGUGUAGGUGUGUAUGUGCGUCACCAAACCACACCAUGGCCCUUUGGUGCUCACUCCCCACCAAACUGCUGUGGCUGCAUCCCCCUAGAAUAGAAGUGUAGCAGUGGGGCACCGGGCAGUCUCCCAGCCUGGAGCUGAGGCUGAUUUGCAUCCCUCUGCCAGCCCAUGCACACGAAUAAUAAAUCCUCUUAGGGACGUUGGGAUCUCUUCCAGGCAGCUCAAAGAGGGAAGGCAGCGAGCUUUGUCUCGAGCAAACUGUUUGCCCGGGCAUUGAGGGAUGUCUUCAGAAGUAGCCUCACG
Molecule: messenger RNA, 2606 nt
Organism: Coturnix japonica (Japanese quail)
Lineage: Eukaryota; Metazoa; Chordata; Aves; Galliformes; Phasianidae
Source: RefSeq, a predicted model, not a curated record